UUGUGCUGUGACAAAUACAAACUCCACAUGUGCAUUUAUAAUAAUAAUAAAUCACUAAAAAACAGUUUUCUAAAUAAAAAAUAAAAAGGAAUAUUUACAAUGGGAUCAUCAAAUUCAAAAUCAAUUAAAUUUUAUAAUGAAUCAAUAAAAUCAGUCAGCAAAAAACAUCCCUUAAUUGACGAAGACGAGUGGAGAAAUAGAGUCAAUUUUCCUUGGUACAAUAUUCAUACAAUAAAUUUCAAUGAUUUUUUAAAUUUAUCCCAAAAAGAUGUGACAUUUAUAUUGUCAAAUUGUGGUGGUUAUUUAAACAAAUUAAUUCUCAAUGAUAAUUGUGGCUCAUCAAUAAUGUCAACUGUCAAAAAACACUGUCAAAAUUUGGAAGAGCUUGAAUUUAAUUUUCGAUAUAUAAACGAGGAUGAUUUCACUGAUGCAUUUACAAAAAUGAGAAAAUUAAAAUGUCUCAUUGUAAAGAUUGAUUUACCAUCUGAUUCAAAAAAAGAAAUUCCAGUUGAUAUGACAAAAAUAUUGUCUAGUCUUCAAGACAAUAUCAUUGAAAUUUUAUUAUUAACAAACAAAAAAACAAUCGGAGCCAACAAGUGUCUCCAUAAUUUACCCCAAUCAUUGGAAAGAUUUAAUAACCUUUGUCAUUUGUCAUUGAAAGAAUAUAAAAUUAACAACAAUGACAUAAUGCAAAUAUCAAGAAUAAAAUCAUUGAUUGAAGUUAAUUUUUAUUUUUGUAAAUUUGAAGAUGACACGUUUGUAUUGAAACUUGGCAAUUUAGAAAUAUUAAAUUUUGAGUCAAUGACAGGUAUUGAUAAUUGUCUAGCUAAUAUUUCAAAUGAAUCAAAAUAUUUAAGACAGUUGAGUAUAAAAAAUUGUAAAGUAUCUGCAAGUGUUUUAAAAGAGCUAUCAAAUAUUGUUCACUUGGAACAAUUGAAUGUACAAAAUGUCCAGAGUGUUGAUGAUAUUUUCAUCAACAGCAUUGUUGAUAAGUGUCGAGUACUAAAGUAUCUUGAUGUAUCACAUUGUUGUAAUAUAUCUUGUGGUGCUCUUGUUGAAAUAUCAAAUAUAAAAAAUUUAGAAUAUUUAGAUAUUAGUAAAACUGAAAAUAUAAAUGACAGUGUUAUUAUUAAAAUAGCAAAUUGCUGUGAAAAAUUAAAACAUUUGUUGAUUGAAUCAUGCAGCAAUGUGUCUCAUUCAGCUCUCAAUGAAUUAGGUAAAUUAAAUAAUCUUGAAACACUUUGCUUGGUUGACAUUAAUAAUGCUGGAGAUGAAAUUUUUAAUAAUAUGUCUCAAUUGAGGGUAUUAAAAUGUAAUUGGUGUUUCAAUGUAACUGACAUUGGUAUCAUGAAAAUUAUUAAAAAUUCACCAAAUCUUAAAACCCUGAUGCUUUGUCGAACUGGUAUAACACGACAAACACUUGCUUGUGCUGCAAAAUCAACUAAAAAAAGAAUUAAUAAUAUUCAAUUAGAAGUCAUUACAGAUCAAAAAAUAUGUGAAGCUUAUGAAAGACUGGAUCAUUAUUUAGGACCACUUAUAUCAUUCAAGGGUCUUGAUUUGUACAGUAGAAAUUAA
Messenger RNA from Aphidius gifuensis, 1575 nucleotides. Its product is annotated as SCF E3 ubiquitin ligase complex F-box protein grrA-like. Gene Ontology annotation, biological process: SCF-dependent proteasomal ubiquitin-dependent protein catabolic process. Bases 100 to 1575 code for a protein of 491 amino acids. Gene Ontology annotation, cellular component: SCF ubiquitin ligase complex. The transcript has 3 exons. NCBI's taxonomy places the organism in Eukaryota, Metazoa, Arthropoda, Insecta, Hymenoptera, Braconidae. The record is from RefSeq and is a predicted model, not a curated record.